AUGGGCAAGCCAGUCUCCGAUCAACUGCCUGGUCGGAGACGACACGUCUCAGGGGGGAACACCAGGAUCGAACUGGCCGUCUUGACUGGCAUUUGCGGCGGAGUGCCCAGCCCAGAAGCCAAGAAUGAAAUUCUACUUGGGGACGUCAUCAUCAGCAAGAGCAUCGUGCAGUAUGACCUAGGCCGGCAGUACCCUGACGAGUUCGCAAGGAAAGAUACCGUUGAAGACAGUCUUGGCAGGCCUGAUAAAGAGAUUCGCUCUCUUGUUGCUACCUUUGAGACGCGUCAAGGUCGCCGCGAUCUUCAGCGGCGGGCCGGCGAGAUCUUGACAGAGAUACAACAAAAGGCAGCCGACGACGAAAAUCAUCGAGACUGCGGCUGUAGCGAAUCAGGCGGCUGCGAAACAGCCCGCAACACUUCGUGCGAGAAGCUUCAAUGUGACAAGGGACGUCUUGUGCCAAGGAAGCGUCUCAUGACGGAACGCCACGGAGAAGGUCGUCUGAUGCAGGACCUUCAAGUGUUUGUCGGGCGCAUAGGAUCAGGCGACACUGUGAUGAAGUCAGGCGUGGACCGUGACAGGAUUGCAUCAGAUCACAGUAUCGUUGCUUUCGAGAUGGAGGGCGCCGGGGUGUGGGACGAGAUCCCGUGCGUCAUUGUCAAGGCAGUCUGUGACUAUGCAGACAGCCACAAGAACAAGAAGUGGCAGGACUAUGCGGCAGCGACAGCCGCGUCUACAACGAAGGCGCUCCUAGAGAAUUAUGCCAGCACUGGGUUGGAUAGACCCAAGACCCCUCGGGCUCCUAAUAAUUAUUGUCGAUCUGGAGCUCUGGAUCAUCUCAAACGGCAAUUCGGUCACGAACAACAGCAAGUCACUGCAAAGGCACGGUCUAGGAUAGCACUCCACGGCCUAGGCGGCGUUGGCAAAACGCAAAUAGCGCUGGCAUACGUUUACUGGCUGAAAGAGGCCAGGCCCGACGUGUCUGUCUUCUGGGUCCAUGCCAGCAAUGCACAGCGAUUCCGCGAGGCCUACGCUUCCAUCGCCGAAGAGUGCGACAUUCCCGGACGCGACGACCCAACAUCUGACACCUUAUUACUUGUCAAAAGGUGGCUUGAGAAAGGAGAACGGGGCCCUUGGCUUCUCGUGGUUGAUAACGCCGAUGACACGCAUCUGUUUUUUCAAGCACCCGAAGCCUCUCAGACCGACACAUCAACUGGUGGACUCGAUGGAGAAGGCACCCUGGGACGUUAUAUUCCCGAGUGUAGACACGGAUCGGUUCUCAUCACUACGAGGAACAAACAGACCGGUUCAAGGCUCGCGCCGGGGAAGCCCGCAACUAAGAUUGAAAAAUUGACCGACGACGAAGCAGACCAGUUACUCCGCUCGAUGCUCGAAGAACCAGGCCGUUCAAUCUCCGCCGCAGACACAUCCAUGCUCUCGUCCCGCCUAGAGCAUCUUCCGCUUGCACUUGCUCAGGCAGCGGCGUUCAUCCAGGAAAAUGAAAUCUCGAUACCUCAAUACAUCAAGCUGUUGGAUAAGAGCGAUACUAGCCUUGUGAACCACCUCAGUCAAUCAUUUGAAGCUAUAGGGAGGGACUCAAGCACGCCGCACGCCCUCACAGCGACGUGGAUCAUCUCUUUCGAGCAGAUCGAGAAACACAACACAGUUGCUAGCGACAUAUUAUCACUCAUUAGCUUCUUUGAUCGACAAGUAAUCCCAGUCAGGUUCAUCGAAGACUACUGCCGUCAACAGCAGACGCAAGACUCAGAGAAUGAUACAGAGGAAACAAGGCCAAACAUCAGAGUAUGGAUGUACACCGGCUGGUUCAAGCAGACACCCGAAAGUGGCUCGUCGAUAAACAAAGAGCAUAUGAGUUCGCCCAGCAAGCUCUUCAAGUUGUAUCAGAAGCUUAUCCCUACGGCGAGCAUGAGAGUCGUGACAUUUGCCGCGAAUAUCUUCCGCAUGCUUAUGCUGUACUAA
This is a messenger RNA of Colletotrichum spaethianum, 1977 nucleotides long. RefSeq lists its product as uncharacterized. Lineage: Eukaryota; Fungi; Ascomycota; Sordariomycetes; Glomerellales; Glomerellaceae. Gene Ontology annotation, molecular function: ATP hydrolysis activity. The transcript has 5 exons. The record is from RefSeq and is a predicted model, not a curated record. Gene Ontology annotation, biological process: nucleoside metabolic process. Bases 1 to 1977 code for a protein of 658 amino acids.